UUGGUUGCCAGCGCUGCACUCGAGACGUUUUCCCCACCCGACCACAGAGCUCCGGAAAAGCUUCGGAAUCAAGAAAAACUGUCGCGAAGAAACAGUCGGAAAAUUCUACAAAAAAACAAAAUCGGAAUAAAUCAAGGAAAAUGGUGGUCGACAUUAAGAUGUGCCGAUUUGAUAAUGUGCCCUGGGGCUUUCGCCUUGUGGGCGGGGCGGACUACGACUAUCCGCUGACGGUGGUUAAGGUGACCGAGGGCAGCAUUGCUGACGAGGCUGGACUGCGGGUCGAGGACAUCAUUGUGCGCAUCAAUGACACGGCUGCCACGCCCCUCAGCCACGACGAGGCCCACCGCCUCAUUAUGAACAGCGGCAGCGUCUUCUACUUCGGCGUCUACCGGGAGAACGAGGAGGACGUCUACGAGUGCCUGAAGAAGUUCCCCACCAGCGAGGGUUCGUUGACCAAGUCCCCCACGCCGUCCAUAUCCCCGUCGCCGACUCCAUCGCUGUCCCAGCUGACGGAAGCCACAAAUGCCCGAACUCCGGAACCGGAGCCAUUCGUCCCGCCUCCCAGGGAAUUCGUACCUAUUACGGUGCCGUCUGUGGACAUAGUAGAUGUCCUGGCGGAAUGUCGCCAAGCCAUGUCGGAAGUGCAUGCGGAAGACAAUCGCGGGGAUGUGCCAGCUGAGGCGCAAGGAGUUGGACCCCAUCCCGUCGAGGGUCUCUACUUGCCCGAUUUGCCCGAUCGCCCGUGCUCGGCGCUGUCCGAAAGGCAGGAAAUUAAGCUGGUGGAGGAGGAAAUUGCAGCCGUGCUGUCCGGCGAGUCGGAGGUGCUCAAGGAGCACAAUGUCCUCGGCGUCAAUUUCUAUAGGAUCUUCCCCAAGCCCGGUGUCUGCAUGUCCAGCGAUGUCCUGCGCUCCCUCAACGAGGAGGUGACCAAGACGAAGCUGGAGAAGGACAAGGAGAACCGUCAGUGGUCCACCUUCCUGCAGCGUCCCAAUCGACCGGUCCCCAAGAGCAAGCAAUCGCUGGAGGCGGAACGUCGGGCGGCCAAUGCCUACAAGGUUACGAUUGUGAAGUCGGCGCCCAGGGAAAAGUCACCCAUGCCGGAAGCUAAACCGGCGCCAAAGGAAGCCACACCACCCAAGGAGGAGGAGAAACAGGAGGAACCAGUGCCGGAGGAUGUGGUGGAGCCCGAAUUGGAGCCCGAGAAGGAGGAGGAACCGAUGCCCACGGACAGCGAGGUGCCGAACUUGGAGCAACUCCCGGAGAGCGAAUCGCCGGACGAGCAGCCGGAGAAGGCCGAUGCCCCCAAGGAGAUUUGCGAAGCGGAAGUGGUCCCAUCAGAGCCGGGCUCACCCGGAGGCCCAUCAGAGGCAUCAGAGGCAUCCGAGGCACCGGCACCGGCAACCACCCCACCCAGUACUGAUGCCACUUCUGCUCCAGCUCCACCCAGAAGCGAGGAGGAACUGGCCCUGGAACGCCAGCUGGCAGAUGUGCAGAGACAACUGGCGGCCCUCUCGUCACUGCCCUCCACCAUACAGUCCACCCUGGAUGCGGUGACCAAGCAGCUGGCCGAACUGGUGCCCACCCUGAAGCUUCAGCAGCAGGAGAAGCAGUUGCCGCAAAUCGUUGAAAGGGAGGGCAGCCAGGUGGAGCAGGAGGAUGUGGAAGCCACCACCACUGACACCGCAGGCGAAACGGAGGAUGCAGGCAAGGACAUAUCCAUAUCUGCAGCUGACAACCCACUGGGGCCACGUGAGAGUAAUGAGGAUAGAUGCGAUGCCAAUGACCGGGAAGUGGCGGAAAUAUCGCGCUCCACUGACGACAAUCGCCUGGCCAAGGACAAGAAAAAGGAUCUGGAUCUGGAGCAGGAGCAGGAGCGGGAGCCGCUGUCCGAGGAGCAGAGCUUCAAGAAGCAGAAGAGACACGAUGUCAUUGAGGAGCUCGAGGAGCAUUUGGUGCGCAAAAACAAUCCCCGGCGGUCGAAGCGGGCCUUUGGGCCAUUGGUCCCAUCCUCGGAGCGUCCUUUGGUCCUUCCUGGCGGCAGGCGCUGGUACCGUCCCAAGGAUGCCUACAACGAUGAGUUCAUUGCCGAGACCCUGAGCGCCCAGGCGGAGCUCAUCACGGGCAGCACUCUCGGGGUCAACUUCAUGAAGUACCAGAAGCCGGAGCGCAAAAUCGAUCUGAAUCGCAGCGAGGUGUACAAGUAUCUCAAUCCGCAUCUGGACAGGGCGCCCGUGCGCGGCAUCGAGGUGCGUGCUCCGUUGGUGGCCGCCGAGUCCGACAUUCGCCAGUCACUGCAAUCGUAGGAAUGAUUCAACAGCGCCCCAUCCUCAAGCCAAUCCCAUACACAGAGAAAAAACUAUGCUAUACCAUUAAGAUUUUAUAUGGGAUGGGAGAAAGAGAAAGAGUUCUAAGAUUUGGCAGAGAAGCGAUUGGGGAUCGACUAAAAGCUUAUUAGAAUCUUACAAGGCAAAAAGAUUUUAAAAGCAUGUACUUAUAAAAAUAUUGUGGAUAAAUUAGUUCAUUUUAAUCUCUGAUUUUGGUCACAUUUCUGACAACAUUAAAUAAAGAUCUAUAAAAUCUUACAACAAAAAAUUAUAAACCUUUUAAUCAAAACAAGCAUUGUAACCAUUUAAUAUACCAUAAUAUUGUCAGGACCAAUAUUAAAAUCACUUUUACUGAAUCUAACAUUUGUAAAACCUUUUAAAAAUCAAGAUAUACUUUAUGUGUACUUUGGGGUAGCCAAUUUCUGUAAUAUUUGCUCAAAUCAAGAUGUUUCUUUUCCCCUGAAUUAAUAGCCAAUCAAUCAUCUUUUAAGAAGGGCUAUAAAUAAUAAAUGAGAUAAGUGCAAGGUG
Messenger RNA from Drosophila subpulchrella, 2852 nucleotides. It is a transcript of the gene Zasp67, whose product is annotated as cell surface glycoprotein 1. Bases 141 to 2303 code for a protein of 720 amino acids. Gene Ontology annotation, cellular component: Z disc; filamentous actin; stress fiber. Gene Ontology annotation, biological process: muscle structure development; actin cytoskeleton organization. Lineage: Eukaryota; Metazoa; Arthropoda; Insecta; Diptera; Drosophilidae. The record is from RefSeq and is a predicted model, not a curated record. Gene Ontology annotation, molecular function: muscle alpha-actinin binding; actin binding. The transcript has 8 exons.